Messenger RNA from Fusarium falciforme, 1239 nucleotides. RefSeq names its product Zn(2)-C6 fungal-type domain-containing protein. The coding region runs from base 1 to 1239 and encodes 412 amino acids. The transcript is spliced from 5 exons. NCBI's taxonomy places the organism in Eukaryota, Fungi, Ascomycota, Sordariomycetes, Hypocreales, Nectriaceae. The record is from RefSeq and is a predicted model, not a curated record.
AUGAGGGAGCUUCUCAACGUCUACCUGCGCUGCGAAUACUUACCCCACGCGGUCUUCCAAAAUGACUAUUUUCUAGAGUAUAUGGCCUCCGGGAGGGACACGUUUUGCUCAUCGCUCCUAGUCAAUGCACUUCUAGCCUACUCAUGCACGCUCUUGUAUCGGUUCUUGGCUAAGGCGAAGCGUCUGUGGGAGCUUGAGGCGGACACUCCUCGUGUCACGACGGUCCAGGCCGGUGUCAUACUCAACACAGUGCACAACAUCUGCGGUCUCGACAAGUUUGGGAGGGCCUACACCACACAUGCUUUGAGCCUUGCUCACAUGCUACGGCUGUUUGACGAUACUGAAGAGGUUCAGGACCAACGCACGAGGGACGGGAGAUGUUUCACGGCGUGGGUGCUUUACAACUAUGAGACGUUCACUGCGUACCAUUUCAUGCACUCUCCAACUCUCAAAUACCCCCCUAGAGUGGCUCUUCCAGACCCGCUGAGGGAUCCACGAUGGUACGGCGAGGUGUGGCUCAAGUACCCUCUCGAAACGACCCUCUUCCCAACCCACUUCGGCCAGUUCUUCAAGGCAAGGUCCAACGCCUUCCACACCCGGUUUAGGAACUGGCAAUACGGUCUGCCGGACUGUCUCAAGCCCAGGUUCAUUGUGCAUCCAGGACACUUUAACCUUCACUUCUACCACCAAAACCCCAUCAUGACGCUCUACGAACGAUUUGUCUCCCAGCCCGUAUCCCAAAGCCCUAGUCCCCAAGAGAUCAUGUCCCUAGCUACCAAGCACCUCCUGACACUGAUCCGCAUCUACUAUCUCCUGCACGGGUUCAACGAAACAGUCCUCUUCAUCUGCCAGCCCCUCGCCCUGGUGGCAUUCAUGUGUCUAGACGCCAUUGACAAUCAGACGCCUGAUUUUGACCUCGAGGCUACCCGUUCCACUCUCUUCCUCGCCGCCAAAGGCCUGCGGGAUCAAGCCCGCAGUCACUAUGUGGCCGAGAGUCUAUUCCAGGUCGUCAAGGGUCGGAUGCGAUCAGAAGAGUUGAAUCUAAUGAGGAGCAUAGCCAGCAUCGAAGAUGUGCAUGACACGGGAACGAGAGGUCCCAUGCAGGCUGUUCACAGUGUAUGGCCCGUCGACAUCAUGAGCAAGUCGGAUGACAUCGAGGCCAAUAGUUUGAGUAGCUUGGUGGAACAGUUCGCCAUGGCCAGCCCCGAUACACAACAGGGACAGAGGGAGUUGCAAUGA